GAGCUUGCACUCCAGCGCAACGUUCAGUUAAGCACAGACGCACAGUCUCUCUCCUCGGGUCUCUUUCGAAACAUUUGGUGGAGCCAAACAAAAAAUAAGCAGCCAUGGAUGCCAUCAAGAAGAAGAUGCAGAUGCUCAAGCUCGACAAGGAGAAUGCCUUGGACAGAGCUGAGGGAGCCGAGGGAGACAAGAAGGCAGCAGAGGACAAGAGCAAACAGUUAGAGGAUGAAAUAAGUGAGUUGGAAAAGAAAUUACGGAUCACCGAAGAUGAACGUGAUAAAGUGCUUGAUGAGUUCCAAGCCGCCGAGGAAAAGUUGCUGAACGCCGAGGAGGUGGCCACCAAGGCUGAGGCCGAUGUCGCUUCCCUUAACAGACGUAUCCAGCUAGUUGAGGAGGAGUUGGAUCGUGCUCAGGAGCGUCUGGCAACUGCCCUGACCAAGCUGGAGGAGGCUGAGAAGGCGGCUGAUGAGUCCGAGAGAGGCAUGAAGGUCAUUGAGAACAGGGCCUCCAAGGAUGAGGAGAAGAUGGAGCUGCAGGAUAUCCAGCUGAAGGAGGCCAAGCACAUUGCUGAGGAGGCUGACCGCAAAUACGAGGAGGUCGCCCGUAAGCUGGUCAUCAUUGAGAGUGAUCUGGAACGUACAGAGGAGCGCGCUGAGCUUUCAGAAGGCAAAUGCUCUGAGCUUGAGGAAGAGUUGAAAACUGUCACCAACAACCUGAAGUCACUGGAGGCCCAGGCUGAGAAGUACUCACAGAAGGAGGACAAGUACGAGGAGGAGAUCAAGGUCCUCACUGACAAGCUGAAGGAGGCUGAGACUCGUGCUGAGUUCGCUGAGAGAUCAGUAGCCAAACUUGAGAAGACCAUCGACGACUUGGAAGAUGAGUUGUAUGCCCAGAAACUGAAGUACAAGGCCAUCAGCGAGGAGCUGGACAACGCCCUCAACGACAUGACUUCCAUGUAAUUCUUCAUCUGCGCUGCCUGCUUGUGCCUCUGUCGUCACCUCCUUGCACCUCCCAUCCCCAUUGUCCAGUCAUCACAAUCUGCUGUCUAUCUGAAAUCCAUCUGCUGUUUCUGUUCGUACAAGAUAAAGUGGUUCACGUUACUGUUAGAAAGCAGCUAAUUAUUUCUAUACACUAGGUAGUCUAAAUGUUCUAGUUAAAGGGGGUUGUAUAUUGUAAGAACUGGCUAACUAUGGGAAUUGUUUAAGCUCACUCAAUGGUUUCCAUUCUCACACUUAGACUUGUUUGUGGUUGUGAGGACAUUCUCUCCAUUUAAAGUUAGUUACCAUUUUAGCAGUGCAGUAGAGUACUUGAACCUAGACUUGUUUUGUAUGAACAGAAUACAGGAUGGAGGUUCUUUGUUUACCCAUUUGGGCUUACAUUUUAAUAACUACUAUAUUGUAUUACUUUUUACAUAAAGAAGUAAUCGUAAUUCAUUUUGUGAUCGUAUUUUAAAUGUACAUUGUUCGACCAACAAAUUAAUGUCUUAAUUUCAAAAUAUUCAUAAUAUUUUGUCAGCCCUUAAUGCAUGUGAGGUGUCUAUUGAAAUGCAAUAUUUCAAUGUGAGCCUUCUUCUGGGUCUUUAAACUGAGUUUCUCCAUGUAGUCAGUGUGCUUUUGUGUUCUGUACCUUUUCUCAAGUGUAGCUCACUUGUUUUUACUACUAACAAGGUCUACUUCUGUAUGGAAGAAAGGCCCCAUGCGUCCCCCUUGAAAUUCCUUUUUGUUCAUAACCACAGUUGAGGGGAAACUGUCACAAUCUACAGUCUGGUUGCCUUUGGAAGUUGUCUUUUUGUUGGGUUUUAUGCUGUGCCCCUUUGGCAUCUGAGAAGAUAUCAGAUGUGUCAAGCUGGAGGUGGAGCACCAUGUAUGACAGAUGUUUGGUCAACUGAUGCUCCUCAUGACUCCUUGGAAAGGUCUUCAUGUGAUCAGAGGUUUGGUCCAACCUUUGUUUUGUGUUUGAGGUGGUUGCUGCAGUAGUUGUCGUACACUGUCUGUAUCCCUUCCUGGCAAUACCUCCCAGUGGGGCAUUGUGGCUCUAGCCUGUCCUUUGUGUUGUGGCGCCAGUAGCGCUGAUGUGUUGAUGCGCAUCUGUCUUCCAACAAACCCCCUAUAGCAGUACCUCACUGUACCUCUUCUCUUCCGCACAGAUAAAUUGUUUACACCUCAUCAAAGACGCCUCCCGCCAGCUGAGCAGCAUCGCUCUGCUCUUUCCCGGCCUUUCUUCCAUUUCCCAACCCUUCUCGCCAUGCUUUCCUUUACUCCCCAUGUUCUCAUCCUGUCAGUGUUGUAUCCCAUCUCUUGUAUAGAACCUCAAUCUUUCUGUGUUGUAUACAAAUAAACCUUCUUCCUUCUAUGUAAGCUUUAUCUCCUUAUUCUAUCCUUUUCUGUUCCUUCUGAAUUUUAUUUUCAUUUCUAUUUAUUUUCAAGCGGCUCUAAUAAUAAAACUAAGGAGCCCUGAUGUUAGUAAUGUUGUCAUUGGUUUUUUUUAUGUCUCAGGAACCCAUAAACAAAUGUUAUGGUGCUGGCAUUCUUACAAGUUCAGUUGAAAGUACCUCUGUUUUAAUGUCCAUUGGUGUUGAUCAACAUUUUCAUUCAUUUUGAGAGGCGAGAUGUGUAAUGUGCACUGUCCAGUGAAAAUUUCUUGCAAGUAGGCCUACUACACACUUGUAGCUCUUAUUCAACUUUCCCUCAUUUAAUAGGUAUAUACCUAAGGGAGUAGUGAUUACCUUACAGCCUUAAUGAAGGUAUGUUUUUAGGAGCAUCAUGGCAUUACACAUACUGCUGUUAAAACAAAUGUAGCUUCUAAGGCGAAUGUCAUUUGGCUCAAUACAGUAUAGUUAAUGUAAUGUUUUGAUAGAGAGGUGGCACAUGUUGGAUUGCUAUUGAACGAGUAGGGAAAGUAGUAGGCGUGAAGAGAAGCACAGUAUGUAGGAUUGUCUGCCUUUGCGUGUUGGAAAGAGUAGUAAGAUUGACUAUUGAGAUGCUGAUGUUGAUGACAUGAAGUCUGCAAUUUGCAAUAUCAUUUUAUUGUUGAAAUAAAUUAAUAGAUAUGCAC
Messenger RNA from Salvelinus namaycush (lake trout), 3054 nucleotides. Its product is annotated as tropomyosin alpha-1 chain-like. Gene Ontology annotation, biological process: cardiac muscle contraction; actin filament organization. Lineage: Eukaryota; Metazoa; Chordata; Actinopteri; Salmoniformes; Salmonidae. Gene Ontology annotation, cellular component: actin filament. The record is from RefSeq and is a predicted model, not a curated record. The transcript is spliced from 9 exons. Gene Ontology annotation, molecular function: actin filament binding. The coding region runs from base 105 to 959 and encodes 284 amino acids.